GGGGACAGAGGGAAGAAAAAGAGAGAGGGAGAGAAGCAGGAAAAGUUUUUUUAGAGGAAAACGCAGGGCUAGUCUGUUGGCCUGACGUCAGAUGCAGCUUUCAUAACCCCCCCCCGGGAGGGGGGGCUGAGGAAGGCUCUCUGCCGCUCUGAUGGGCCAGCCCAGUCCUGGCCCAGCUCCCCCGAGGCAUCUGCCUUCUCUGGGCUGAAAGGUAGCUCCUGUGUCACUGACUUCCAGGCAUGAGGUGGCUCCUGCCCUGGACGCUGGCAGCUGUGGCAGUCGUGGUGGCGGGCAACGUCCUGGCCACGGUGAGUCCCUCCUGGGGACCUGAUCCCUUGCCGCCUGGUGCUGAGGCCAAGGGACUGGGGGUCAAGACAAGAUGGGUUGGAAUGCAUGUCUACCACCUGUGUUUUGCAGAGGUGGUCGGUGUGGGCUGUGUCCUGGAUGGCGUACGCUACAACAAUGGCGAGUCCUUUCAGCCCAACUGCAGGUACAACUGCACCUGCAUUGAUGGCACGGUGGGCUGCACACCACUGUGCUUGAGCCCCAGGCCCCCGCGCCUCUGGUGCCGACAGCCCCGGCAUGUGAGAGUCCCUGGCCAGUGCUGCGAGCAGUGGGUGUGUGACGAUGAUGCCAGGAGGCCACGCCAGACUGCACUGCUGGACACCCGAGCCUUUGGUAAGUGUGGGCGGGACAAGUGGAGUCUCGGGAUACCACGGAGCCCCUGGAGUCCUGAUUUUCUCUUAAUAAAUCAAGGCCAUUACCCAUCCCACAACUCACCAGUUAAAUGGUCUUGGGGAUGUGCUGUCUGGAAUCCAAAUUUCCCAUCC
Cricetulus griseus (Chinese hamster) is the source of this 830-nucleotide messenger RNA. The record is from RefSeq and is a predicted model, not a curated record. Lineage: Eukaryota; Metazoa; Chordata; Mammalia; Rodentia; Cricetidae.